This is a messenger RNA of Triticum turgidum subsp. durum (durum wheat), 240 nucleotides long. The record is from the annotation of a GenBank genome assembly. Lineage: Eukaryota; Viridiplantae; Streptophyta; Magnoliopsida; Poales; Poaceae.
AUGGCUCCUACCAGUAGCAACGCUCGGGUCUUUUGUCUGGUGGCUCUCCUGGUCAUGUCUACCACCUUCUUGUCCUGUGAUGCAGCAGGUGGGUGGACGAAGUUCUGCGUACCCGAGAAAGCCUGCCAGACCCCAGCAGGACUUCAGGGCGACUAUGUGUGCAAGGUUGACUGCGGACGCCAAGGUUAUGAUGAGGAUAAAAGCCACUGCGCGAGUGGCAUUUGCUGCUGUGAAAAGUAA